AGUAACCGCCCGGUACACGUCGGUCGGACUAGGUACACAAAGUUAUAGUUACAGAGAGGUAUUCCAAUAGCUAUUCAGGACGGCCGGCUAUGUAUUACACUCGUAAGCCAGGGUGAGAUGCUGUUCUGUUCUCAACUACACCCACUUUAAUGAUAGCGAGGGUCUGGCGACGAAGGAGAAAAUAAUCAUACAAGAGGAUAUACAUUCUAAAAUUGAUGCGGAAGCUGUGAAAUCAUUUAGGAAUUUACGUGAGCUUCUUUUACACCUUUAUUCAUAUACUGAAAAGUACUUCAGGAAGUGCAUUCUUCUAAUUGUGUAUUAUUGCUUGAAACUCUAGAUACAACAUCCAAAGUGCUGAUGUAUAAUGGAGCAAUUAUAUAUAUUUUAAAGGGAGUUGUUCCCUUGGGAUGAUCUUGAAUUUAAGAAGCGCAGGACAACAACACACACAAAAAUAAAAUCAAUUUCACUUCAGGUUACAAUCCUGUAAGUACUCAGGCAAGUUUCUUGUUACUAUCAAUCACAUAUUUGGUAAAUUCAAAUUCGUCCCUCUUGGAUUUGCGAAGAUUUAAUGUUGCUGUACAGGAUUUUAUUGGAUUACAAUUCGAAUUUCCGUUGUGAGUUAUAAAAAAGAGGCCUUAUAACCUAGUCUAUUAGUGUAUGCUGAAAGUGCAUCGUUAGCAAAACAUACGACUGAGAAGAAUUUACAACUUUGUAGCAUGUCAAACGGAUAAUAUAUACACAUUAUGAACAGCAUGUUGGAACAUGAGGGAUGCUUACUGGAAAGUUAGAUAAUUAGUGGUGUAGGUGGAAAGUUUAUUUUUUAUUAUAAAAGGGGAUACACAGUUUUGGCCAUGACAUGAGGAAGGUUUACCCUCGCGGACCUCUGAGCUAUUUCAGAAGAAGUAAACUUUGCUCCAUACUGCUCUCUCUUAGUUUCAUAUUGUUCUGCUUUUUAUUCGUUAUAUACGAAAAUGGCAAUGUCGUUGACAUGUCAUCAUAUGAAAGUCCGGAAAACCACGAAAAAUACAAAGAUAAUGAUUUAAGUUAUAAGAAAUUACCCUCAGAAAUAAAUGCCUUGGAUUUCUUCGGUUCUCGUCGACAUAACAGAAAUUUACAGCAUUUAUAUUCUAAGGAUUUAUUUGAUGAAAAGAGAAAUAAGGACUUAACCAAAAUGAUUUAUAAAAAGAGGAAAAUUGUCUCCAAAUCGCGACAACGUGGAUUUUUCAAUGUGCCAAAGAAGACAAUGAGCGAGAAGGUUAAAGACACGCCCUCCAGUCGGGACGUAACGGAUUACUACAACUUCGAGGGCUAUCGAACUACAAGUAGUGAUGAAAGCAUGGAGUCCGAACCAUUAGACGGGCCAAGUAAGAAAUUACCGAAAGUGAUUAUCAUCGGAGUGAAGAAAUGUGGUACGAGAGCCUUACUGGAAUUCUUAAGGAUACACCCAGAGGUCAAGGCCACUGGUCCUGAACCCCAUUUCUUUGACCGUUACUACGACUACGGUUUGGACUGGUACAGGGAUCUGAUGCCCGAGACGAACGGCGAGCAAAUGACAAUUGAAAAGACACCUCGAUACUUUGUGACGAAGGAAGUCCCCGGAAGAGUCUUCAAUAUGUCACGUGACGUUAAACUCGUUCUGAUUGUAAGAGAUCCCGUGACCCGAGCCAUUUCAGACUACACACAGGUUGCCAGUAAACGUGCUUCCAUGAAACCAUUUGAACAAAUGGCAUUGUCAGACAAUCACACGGGUCUUGUUGAUACGUCAUGGCCCGUCAUCAAAAUCGGUAUCUAUGCAAAACAUUUAGAAGAAUGGCUACGUUAUUUUCCACUGGAACAGUUUCAUUUUGUGAAUGGAGAGAACAUGGUGAAGCGUCCGAGUGAAGAAAUGUUCAAACUUCAAGACUUUCUUGGAUUGAGGAGAUACAUUAAUGAUAGUCAUUUUUACAUGAAUGACACCCGAGGGUUUCCGUGUAUACAAAAGACCGGAAGUAAAUAUCCACAUUGUCUGGUUGGAACUAAAGGACGAAAACAUCCGCGGGUUGAUCCGAACGUGAUCAGGCGAUUACAAGACUUUUAUAGACCCUUCAACAAGAAAUUUUACCAAAUGACCAACAUCGAUUUUGGAUGGCCGUGAAUGGUCAAUUAUAAGGAACAUCAUAAUUGCUUUCAUAAAAUAUUCAUAAACGUUUUGAUAGAUUUGGUAAUUACGGAUGAAAAGUGGCACGUGCUUUGUCCUUUUAUAUCAAUCAUGGCCGAAAUUACCCCCGAUUCCAAGUGUAUUCCACCGAAAGCAGAUAAUUAGCUUUUGGCAUGGGGUAAAGGUCGAGAACGAAAUGUGGUAAGAUUCGAACAGUACAGAAUUGUAUAUGGUGUGUAGAAAAAAAAAUUACGCUUGUCCAUACUUUCGGGGUACACGAGAUUAAAUCCAGUGUGAAGUUUGACGAAUGAAUAUUAAUGAAGAUUUAAAUUCUUAUUUAAGAUUACAUAAUCUAGUUUUUUAUUCGUUGGGAGAAGCGAGAGCAUACUAAUAUGCUAUAACGCUGAGGUGUCGAUGUGGUAUUAUAUUUCAUCAGAUCAUAUUAUAUUUAAGGAAAUAAUUUUGUGUUUGUGUACGUUGAUCAUUUCCCAUGUUAAACAAUUUUUUUGUUGAAGUAAAAUAUUUUAAUGACAAAUUUUAA
Messenger RNA from Pecten maximus, 2678 nucleotides. Its product is annotated as heparan sulfate glucosamine 3-O-sulfotransferase 3B1-like. The coding region runs from base 857 to 2134 and encodes 425 amino acids. Gene Ontology annotation, molecular function: [heparan sulfate]-glucosamine 3-sulfotransferase activity. NCBI's taxonomy places the organism in Eukaryota, Metazoa, Mollusca, Bivalvia, Pectinida, Pectinidae. The record is from RefSeq and is a predicted model, not a curated record. The transcript has 2 exons.